AUGCAAAAAAACGUUCGACUUGGUACUGGGUAUAGUUCGCAAACAGAAGUUCUAAAUGACCUCUUUGCAAACGAAGAUGCAAUGCAGAUUGUUGAAACAAUAGCUCAAAAUGGAUAUUUUCCUGAUGAACCACCUGUUGUAGUGAAAGAACUAGGAAAGCUUGUGGUACUGGAGGGCAACAGAAGAGUAGCUUCAUUGAAGGCAAUGCACACUCCAUCUAUUGCGCCAAAAAGAUAUGCGGGCCGAAUAAAAAAAUUAAUGACAAACAGAAUCCCUAUUGAUUCUGUUUGGGUUCAUGUGGCCACAUCCAGAGAUGAAGCCAUGGAAUACCUGGCUGCUAAACAUACGAAAACAACGCGCAAACCAUGGACAGCAUUACGACGUGCUUAUUUUUAUUAUGCGCAAAAAGAAAGUGGACAGAGCAUUGAUCAACUGAUACAACGAUACAAAGGCGUCGACAUCCCCAGCUAUAUUAAAAUGCAUGAAAUGCACAAUGUGGCUAUAUCGCUCAAACACAUUUCAGAAGAAACUAGAAAAAAAGUAUCGAACAAGGGGACUUUUACCAUCUCGACCCUGGAACGUUUUUAUAGCGACAAUCAUAUACAAAACACGCUGGGUAUCAACUUUAAUAAGACCACAGGCGAGGCUACAAUACCCGCUACUGAUGACUUUGACAAGGUGUAUUCACGAGUAGUUACAGAUAUCGCAUCUGGAAUUGCCACGUCGCGUAAACAACUUGCUAAAGAAAAACAGAGGAAAACUUACAUUGACUCAGUCAUUAAUGAGGUUCUGGACGGCAGGGACCUUAAUAAGAAAAGUAAAAAGGCCGCGGCAAGCUUUAAACCUACAAAUUCAAUCAAACAUAGUCAGAAGGGGCUAAUUCCCAAACAUUUUGAAGAUACGUUGAACGCGCCGGGUGUAGGGCGGGUCAUGUGGGAAUUACAAACGAUUGACUAUGCAAAAUUUCCAAACGCAACAGCAGACUUACUCAGGACCUUCCUAGAAAUCACCCUCAAAAAGUAUUUGGAGGAAACUAACAGUCUUCCUUCAAGAAAACCAGGCUCGUUUAUUUUUCUUGCAAAUGUUUUGCAGAAACUUAAAACGGAUUUGCAGGCGGUUUCUAAUCAUGGCCUAGUCCAAGUUAUCAACGAGGUACAAAACAAUAAAUGGUACUUGGACAGUAUAAACCACAAUCCUGACAUAUUCGCUGUAGAAAGUCGUGUAAAAGAUGCCUGGGAUCAGAUACAACCCUUGAUAAAAUUUGUAUUUGAUGAUUACAGAAAUAGAACAACUAAAUCGAAAGGCUAA
Messenger RNA from Didymodactylos carnosus, 1308 nucleotides. NCBI's taxonomy places the organism in Eukaryota, Metazoa, Rotifera, Eurotatoria, Philodinida, Philodinidae. The record is from the annotation of a GenBank genome assembly.